Messenger RNA from Beta vulgaris subsp. vulgaris (sugar beet), 903 nucleotides. RefSeq lists its product as uncharacterized. Gene Ontology annotation, molecular function: nucleic acid binding. The record is from RefSeq and is a predicted model, not a curated record. The coding region runs from base 1 to 903 and encodes 300 amino acids. The transcript has a single exon. Lineage: Eukaryota; Viridiplantae; Streptophyta; Magnoliopsida; Caryophyllales; Amaranthaceae.
AUGGUUGCAAGGUUGUCAAUUUGUCUGAAUACCAUGAAUGGGGAUUCACUCUACUCAGACUCAGUUUUUGAUGACAUGUUUAACACUAUUCACAUAGAUGAAAAGUGGUUUUACAUGACAAAAGGCAACCAGAAGUAUUAUAUACUCCCAUCCGAACUGAGGCCAUAUCGAUCAUGUAAGAGCAAAAGAUUUAUUCAGAAAGUUAUGUUCUUCGCAGCUAUUGCAAGACCACGGUUCAACUCAAGUGGUGAAUGUACAUUUGAUGGAAAAUUGGGUAAUUUCCCAUUUGUGAGGCGGGUGCCAGCAAAGAGAAACUCAAGAAAGAAAAGAUCGGGUACACUAGAACUCAAACCUAUCAUGCCAAUCACAAAAGAAGCAUAUAGGAAAAUGCUUAUAGAAAGACUCCUUCCAGCAAUAGUCCAAAAGUGGCCUAGUGAUGAUCGAAAACCCAUAUAUAUUCAACAAGAUAACGCAAGACCACAUAUCCAAGCUGAUGAAUUUUGUUGGUUUCAAGCAGUUCAAGCAUCUAAUAGAGAUAUUAGGUUAGUUUGCCAACCUCCUAAUAGUCCUGAUUCAAAUGUUCUUGACUUGGGGUUUUUUCGAGCAAUUCAAGCAUUAAAAGACCAAACUUCACCAAGAAACUGUCAAGAACUUGUUAAGAAUGUCAAAGAUGCAUACAAUGACUUUUGUCCAAAAAAAGGAAACAAAGUUUUUUUGAGUCUUCAACUCCUCAUGAUAGAAAUCAUGAAAGUGAAAGGAAGCAACAGGUAUGAACAGAGGCAUGUUGGCAAGACAGCAUUAGAGAGGCAAAGAAUACUACCAUUAGUGUUCUCUCCUUCCCCUGAACUCAUACAAGAAUGUUUUCUUUAUCUGGAAGCACUACAAUUUGUUGGGACCGAGUGA